AUGUCCACGCGCCGACCGACGACGCGCGCGCGCGCGGACGACGGAUUCGCACGCGACGACGACGAGGACGACGGCGCGCACGAUGACGUCGCCGCGAACACCAUCGUGGUGUACACCAAGCCCGGAUGCUGUCUGUGCGACGGUCUGAAAGACAAGCUCGACGCCGCCGUGGACGCCGCCGCCCGCGCGCCGCCCGGCGCCUCGCUCGAGUGCCUGCGAGAUUUCGCGCUCUGCGUCCGCGACGUGAGCACGAACGCGGCGUGGGCGGAAUCAUACGCUGGAAGCGUCCCGAGAGUGUUCGUGCGCGUCGCCGUCGACGCGGCUUCCACCGAACGCUCGAGCGUCGUCUCGCGAGAGUUCGCGCGCCCGCCGCCCAAGCGCGCCGCCGCGCGCGUCGCCGAAGACUUGGCCUCGCUCGUUCGCCGCGCGUGCGCGCCCGCGCGCGCGGGAUGGACGGUCGUCACCACCACCGCUUGGGACGCGCCUUCGUCGUCGUUUUAG
Messenger RNA from Ostreococcus lucimarinus CCE9901, 501 nucleotides. RefSeq lists its product with no specific name. The coding region runs from base 1 to 501 and encodes 166 amino acids. The record is from RefSeq and is a predicted model, not a curated record. The transcript has a single exon. NCBI's taxonomy places the organism in Eukaryota, Viridiplantae, Chlorophyta, Mamiellophyceae, Mamiellales, Bathycoccaceae.